This is a messenger RNA of Entamoeba invadens IP1, 699 nucleotides long. RefSeq lists its product as hypothetical. The transcript has a single exon. The record is from RefSeq and is a predicted model, not a curated record. Bases 1 to 699 code for a protein of 232 amino acids. NCBI's taxonomy places the organism in Eukaryota, Evosea, Mastigamoebida, Endamoebidae.
AUGACAGUGUUCAAAUAUCUUCGAUCGACGUAUUUUGAGAGCGGACUGAAAGUUCUUCUUCUGUUUGUAUUAUUUUUGACGUUCUGUUUGUUUUGUGUUGAGAAUCAUCCGGUCACCCUUGGAGACGGGAUAUAUCACUUGAAGACGUACCGGCUUUUUUUGUCAUAUAUUGGGAUAACACUCUUCAGCGCAGUAUUACUUGUGGUGAGUAUUAAACGAUCGAAUACCAUUCUCUUGUUAAUGUACAUCUCUGCGAGCGUCUUAAUGAGUGUUUCGUAUUUGGUGAUUGGCUCUAUAGCCAUUUUUGGUGCAGAAGACCCUAUUGACAUCACCUCACUCAAUACGAGUGACCGCACAAACUUGGAGAAAAACACGUGGUGUUGUGUCAAUGGUGUCAAUGAACAGUGUGGGUGUUACCCUUAUGAGGGGACUAAAGAAACUCAAUGCACGUACGGAUUUUGGUUUUGCACGAAACGGACUAUCCACUGCAGAGAUGGGUGUGUUGACAAUAAUGAACUUGGGUGCAUUUUAAUAGCGGUCUUCUCGUUUUUGACGUUGGCUAUACACAUAUUCUUUGGUGUCUGGAACAUAUACUGGGGAAGAAGAGAAAAAUUGGAGGAAAUGGGAGACACUAGAUAUGAGGAAGUUAUCCCAAUAACAAGGGAAAUUACUGUUGACAUGAAUAAUGAAGAACUUUGA